ACAGAAGAACUUCAGAAAAUUUAUAGCUGCACUCUCUAACUUUCAUACCGGACCAACAUUUCCUGUAUUUGAUGUGGGUCUUAUAAUCUAAGAUACUGACACCCGAGAGGAAACCCCUUCCAGGUUUCCAUGCUCCAGGUCAAUCCCGCCUCUCUGCAGCACCCCAGUGCUGAAGUGAGGGAGUAUGCCUGUGCCGGGAUUUCCAAGCUGCUGCAGCAGAAGCACGUCAUCCCAGCCUUUGUGCAGCAGGACGUGGUGCGCUGUCUGGGGCCCUUGCUGAUGGAUCCCAGCUUAGCUGUCAGGGAGACUGCUGCAGGUGCUCUCCGAAAUCUGAGUGCUUGUGGAGGAUUUGAUGUCUGUGAUGACAUGGUGACAAGUGACAUCAUGACACCCCUGGUUGUACUUCUCAAAGAGUGCAGCACUGAACUGGAUGCUAACCAGCUCUCUCCAAAGAAAUGCAAAGAGAGGAACAAAAAUUAUACUGAAGACAUAGCCAAUGAGGCUAUUAAUUUGCUGUGGAAUAUAUGUGAAUGCAACAAUACUGCCCUAUACAUAUUCAAUAAAGAAGGAUGUUUGGAGGCUGUGUUACGUUAUAUGAAGAAAUUUGCCACAAAUGUGGAUCUGGCUAUUUCAGUAGCAAACUGCUUGCAGGCAGUGACAGAAGAUAAUCCAGAUCUUCUUUCUUCAUUUAAUGCUUCUGCACAACAAAUGUUGGAAACAGUGAUGCUGAGUCCAGAGAGCACCAUGAAGCACAUCCUUCUGAGAACACUGAUAGCAGGCACUAUCUGGAAUAUAAAGGAUACCAUUCCACCAGGCAGCCUGGGAAGCACAGUUAAUGCAAUCCUGAAGGUAUUUUCAGAAUCAUUGGCAAUAGACGCUGGUGAAACAAUUAUUCGUAUGAAUGAAGCUGAAAAAAACGGGUUAAAAUUUCCUGUGGAAGCAGAAACUGAGGAAAACAUGGGCGAUACUACAGAAAACUGUGCUUUGAGUGAAGAUAAUAACAUGGAAGAAAUACCAAAAGGAAAAGUCAGAAGAGAAAAUGACGUUUCAGAUUUACUUCCAUCUGAUAAGUGGGAACUGAAAGAAGUGACAGCUUUACUGACGGCUCAGCAGACUGCUCUGGAAAUCAUUGUUAAUAUGUGCUGCAGUGAAGAUCCAUCCGAUGAUGAGUGGGAAGAACUCUCCAGCAGUGAUGAGAGUGACUUGUUCAUGGAAAACUCUUACAACGAGGGGAGUGGGCUGCUACUGUCACCCCUGUGCCUCUCUGAUGAAGUUAACUCAGCAUUUCUGAACAACCUCAUUCCAAAGAAGAUUCUUGAAAAAACUGCUUUUCCGAACAGUGUUGCUCUAGACAUCUGUAUGCACAAUCCGUCUUGGAAGCCAUUAAUUAAAAAACUGAAUGCAGUGCAGUGUAGAGCUUUAACGUGUCUUCAGAGCAUUUUGUUGGUGUCAGAUGUGGAUUGUCUUGGGGGAGCUUCAGCACUUCAGUCCCUUGCACAGCAUCUCUCACAGCUGAUCUUUUCUAAAACAGAACUCCCUACAGACACAGAAUUCCUGGAAGCUGUAACCAGUGCUUUGAGGGCUCUCCUGCAAACAAUGGCAUCAAAGAACAUCCCCCAGUGUAUGACUCCUGAGCAGCUAUUGGCUUUAUGUGAGGCUGGUAUUCAAAGCAGCAACACCAGUGUUAGAGUGAACAUGGUGAGCAUCCUUGGAAUUUCUGGCAGUGUCCUGGCAAAAGGACAAGGUGCAGCUGAAACACUGAAGAUGAUUGGAAAAUUUCUUCUUGAGGUUGCUAUGAAGGAGUCUUCUCUUGUGGUAGCAGGGGAAGCCUUGGAUGCACUUUUUGAUGUAUUUGCAGAUGGUGAAGAAGCAGAAAGGGCAGCAUUACAGAUCAAGUUGCUUCCAACACUGAAGGAAUUUCAGCCAGUGUUCAGAAUGAGGAUGCGAAAAGAAGGCAAAGGACAAUAUAGUACAGAUCAACUGUGUGUUCUUGACAAUGUGAAAAUGAAUUUGAGAAGAUUCAUUGCAUAUCAGGAAGCACUAGGGAAAACCCCAGCUUGAAACACCGAGGAACUUUUAAGGUUUUCCUUAUUGAGUAAUGUUUUCAAAAAAUAUAACUGUUUUGAACUUCCAAACUUUACUGAGGAGAGCAGUUUUGCUUUGAUGUUAAUGCUACAUUUUAUAACAUUCAGUAUUUUUAUACUUUCGGGUUGAUGCAAUAUGAAGGACAUAUCAGCAUAAAAAGCCCUGUAGCAUACCCUGAGAUUGUUGGAGUGGUGAGAAGGUGCUCUUCAGGUCCUGAGGUCUGUACAUGCACCAUGGUCAUUGCUUAGAUAUCUUCAUGUACCCUGGCAGAAAACCACACCUGUGUGAAAAAUAAUUAUGAAAAUAUUCUUGGUCAUGUGACAUUGAAAAAAAAAAUUCAAGGUCUAUUUCAGGGAAUGGAGCAGUGGGAGAAUGUUCAUAUUUGCUAUUUGCUCUUACCUGUUCCUAGAAUUACAGAAGCACUUAUGGCAGACUUCCCAAAAGAAGUGUAUGACAAAUGUGUAGAUUCCUGUCAGCACUUGUAUCUGUUAUUCCAUGAGGUUCAUGAGGAGAAAAUUUUCAGAUUCAUUUAUGAUAAAUUCAGUAUGAUAGCUUUUUGCUGUGAAAAUCAGUGUAAGCAGAUCCUACACUUAGACACAGCACCCUGUCUUUAUUUUGAUUAGUAUUUCUGAAAAUUAAGUCUCCUAUUUUACAGUCGUCCUUGUAAUUCUACAUCAGCACAAGUUUGAAUUCAGAGAAGUAGUAAACCUAAUGGAAAGUAUUUUUAUACUGUGGUAAAUAUAAUUUUUUUUUAUACUGAGGUAAAUGUAAAUUUACCUGAAGUAAAUUUAUAUUUGCUUAAAAUAACUUUUGCAAAUAUCUGUGAUGGAGAUUUUUAAGAUGUAAAAUACAGAAAAUAUUUUUUUAAACUAUCAUUGAUUCAUGCAAAUUGUAUUUUAUAUUCCAUAUAUCAAAAGCUUUGGUUUUGUUUCUGUGAGUGAGGUCCUCUCAUACAGAUUUUUCAAGGAAAAAACCCAUAACUAAACACAAAAUCAUUUUGUUUUGCUGGUUUUUGAAAUGGGAAGGUUUCUUCCCUCUCUCUCAAUGUGCUGCUUUAGCUCAGGCAUCCAGUUUAUGGCAAAAUUUUUCCCAUGUUAAAAGCAUGGAACUUAAAAUGACCAAAUUUGCUUGGUUUGUUAGAUUUCAAUCUCUAAGUUUGGAAAGUAGACUUGAAAACUGACUGGUAACUUGCAAAAUACUGACUUUCUGAAAUCCUGACCAAGAGGAAGGAAAGAUGAGUUUAAGCUGCCUGGAAGUGCUGUUUCUGCUGUUAAUUUACAGGAGUCAGAUGAAAUGUGUGAUGCGAUUGGGAGGGCUCAAGGGCCACUGAGGCUGGACUAGAGAACACCAGGAGUCAAGAGCAUGGGGCAGGUGAGAGGUUAUUCAGGGAUUUGGCAAGGCAGGCAGUGAAGAGGUCUGGAGUGUAACAGCUGAGGAAAGGUGGAUUAUGGCAUAAUACCCUACAGUGUGUGGAUUUUAAUCCUGGUGUUAGUUAUACUUGUGUACACUGAGGAUAGCCUGAUGAAAGGUAUUAGUGUUUGUUUGGAGCACCUAAAGGACUUCCACAUGGAAAGUUCUGAUCUCAUUUUCUGGGUGCUACAUUGAAUUGUAGUUGUUCUUGAUUGGAAGGGGUCUCUGGAGGUCUCUUAGUCUGGUCCUCUGAUCAAAGCAGGGCUGACUUGGGAGACAGGCUGUUCUAGGCCUUGAACAUCUCCCAGAAUGGAAAUUUUACAACUCUGGACAGCCUUUUCCAGGGCUUGACUGCUGUCACUGGAAACACAUUUUUUUUCCAUUUGCCCCUUGUGCCUUCUAGGACUUUCCCCUGCUGCAAAAUGUGCCUCUUGUCCUUUGACUGCAUGCCACCAAGAAGAGCCUGGCUCCAUCUCCUAACCCCCACUUGGCAACUGAAGACACCAAUUGUAUUUCCCUCUUCUCCAUGCCAAAUAAACCCAGCUCUCUCAGCUCUUCCUUGUAUGCCCUCUCACUCUCCAGCCAUCUUAGUGGCCUUCUGCUUGGCCUGCUUUACUGUGUCUUGUACUGAGGGCCCAAAACUGGACAUAGAUGUGAUCUCUUAGAUGCUGAAUAGAGGCAAGUAGUUGGUUUUCUUGUCCUGCUGGCCAUGCUCCUGCCAGCACAGCCUGUUAUUUGUUAGCUGUUGUCACUGCAAGGGUGCCCUGCUUGCUUGAAUUUACUGUCCACCAGGACCCUUUGGUCCUUCUUUCCAAAGCUGUCCUUAGGUCAUUCAGUCAAGAGCACUGUCCCAAAUGUAGGACUUUGCAUUUUACAAGUGUAGCAGCCAGAAUCUGUUCCCUGGGGACCAUUAGAAAACCAAAGUAUGUUAUUUUUCAUUUUGGCUUUUUCUUUUAGGUUGAUAACAACAAGAAACAUUUAAUCAAACAUUUAAACAAAUACACAUCUGGAAGUUGCAGAUAAAUAUACAGAAGAUAGGGCAUCCACUAUAAAAAUGGUUUUCUUAAUUUAAUCACUUAGACCCUGGUUUUUUUUUGUUCAGGUGAAAAAACAGACUGACAUUUAGAUCUUAAACUAUUCUGGCAAUAGGAAGGCACGGAUUAUUUUUUUUGCUAUGCACUGACCAGCUGAAUGUCUUGAAAAAACAAUUCACAAUGAGAUUGGUGCACAGUACAAACCAUAUCACUUAAAGAGGAAUGUGAAUGCAUCUAUGGAAGACAAAGCAAGUUAUGAAUGAUUUAAAGAAGCAUCAAAUCGGGGACUAAAACCAGAUGAGAUGCACAGGCACAAAAGAGCUAAACUACAAGAUUGAUGCUACAGAAGUUGUUCUUCCUUGUUUCCAACUGAGGAAAAUGAAGUCAGCAGCAGAAGUGAUGAUAAUGUGCAAAUUAGAUAUUUUGGGGGCUCUUUGAACACUGGUUUAUUUAAUAGGUCUAGGGUAAGCUUCAGACAAAGACAAGAUCUUUUACACUCUACAAAGGGGAAGACUGAUCUUGAUGUCAGAAAUUGGACUGAUGUAAAUAGUGUGUAGCAUAAGUAAAUAGAUUCUAAAUAUACGUAAGUGAUCAUCAAUUCAUCUAAUCACACAGAUAAGACUGGUAUCGAAACAGGUGUCUGAAUUGGGCUGCUUAUUCUGGUCCCUAAGGCAUCAUCUGUCUGCUUCAGUUAAAAAACACAGUCCUUGGAAAGUAUGGAUUGCUGCUCUACUUGUGUCCCUGCCUGAUGCUGAGCACAACAGCCUGGCUCUGAGCUGAGCUGUAAUACCAAAAUAGGUGCUGAGUUUGCCUUGCUCUGGUAUCAAGUAGAGUCUGAAGGAGGCUGUGGGUCCCCUGCCCUGUUCAGGAGCAGCAGGACCGCUGACAUUUUCUGCUUCCAGCAAAAUGUUGAAUUCCCAGCUAUGGAAAAAAGGAAUUACCACUUGUGUGGUUUUAUUCUUGCUCUCUGUGGAAAGAAAAAAGUGGCAAAAUUUGAAUGUGUAUUUGUUGUUUAUGCAUCAUGCGAGUAACUUCAACCAGUAGUACUUGGUUUGGUUUGAUGUUUGCAUUUUGAGAAACAAAUGUGAAAACUGAGAGCGCAGUAAAAUUACAGAAUGAGAACUGCAUGUGAGAACUAACAAAUUUAAAAUUAGUUUGUGGUUUAAGUAUUAUAAAUUAAAUUAAUACCUUGUGGAAUAUUAACAUAAAACAACCAACCAAAAAUGCCCAUAAACUCAAGUCCUGUUUCUUCAGUGAGGGAUUUUCAGUAAAAACAUUCCUGAGGAUUGGACAGAAAAUUCUAGCUUUACAUUUACUGUUGCAAAUUCCAAUUCAGGCAAUGGUAGUGCCUGAAAAUAAUUGAAAAUAAUGUAAUUGUUCCUUUCUGGCACAAGUGACUUGAGCAAACAAUCUAUAUAUUGUUUGUUCUGGACAAGUUGUUAAGAUACAUAACUUAAGGAUAAUUGGCAAAAUCUGAGGACUCUGACAGACAGCAGAUUAAGGAACUUGAAGGUUUUCCACCAGGGCUGACACAUGGUGAGCCUUUCUGUUUGAAGAAGCUUUGAGUCGUGGGGUUUUUUUCAGUCUAAUUUUCAGAUAAUUUAAACCUGCUAAUUUUUGUAACUUUUGGGAAAAAGUGAAGGCAUUAAAGUAAAUUCACUUAAAUUUCAUUUUGUUUCUGUAUAAUUUUUGUAAGUUUCUUCUCUCUGUGAGAGGCAUUUUGUCACACAUACUGACCUAAUAAAGCCUAGUUUGAGGCUUGCACACAUGAGGAUAUAGGAACAUGCUUUUUUCUUUCGAAUCUGGGUGUUGGGAGCUCCGCGCAUUACUGUUACAUGAUGGGUUUUAAUCAAACUAAUCAAAGUAAGACCCCAUGAUAAUAAUCUGUAUGCUGUUGGACUCUGGCUGCUGCGUGUUCUCAGCAUACAGUGAGGGUCCUGAUGCAGCCCUGGCCUUGUGAGUGCUCACCUAAAUCCCUGCGCCAUGCUGAAAGAUGCAUUGGGCUUUCAGUAAAGCUUCUUCUGGUUUUGUGUUCCUGCUAUGAUAAAAAGCCCAUUUAGAAUUGUUUUCUUUCUCCUCUGACAUGAUUUUUUUUUCAACUUUUAAGGAAUAUUGCAUUAGCCUCUUCCCUCCUCUCUGCCCCUUCAAAUGGAGAGUGAAAAGCACUUCCAGAACUUCAUGGAAGAAUGGCUGAUUCAGCUAGUUGAAUGCAUGAUGUUUCCAGAUAACCUUUCCUGGGAAGUUCCUUUUUUGGUAAAUAAAGGAGUUAAAAUUCAAAGCAGUGAUCAAAAAAAAUCCAAUUUGACCAUAUUAAAGUGUGGGCUUUGUUUUUUACACCCCCACCAUGGCAUACUUGCUAAUCUAAAACAUUUGUGUUACUAUACCACCUAUAUUAGGUCUUGGCUAUAUUUGCUUGGGACUAGGGUUGCUACUGAGGAAUCCUGUAAAUUAAUAAACCUCAGACCUAUAACAAAACUUGCUGACAUUUAUGUGCUAUGAGUGUAGACUAAAUCAUUGGUUGUUGCAGAAUUAGCUUUAUUAAAAAAGGAAACAAAUCAGUUAUUUUUCGGGUUGCUGUCACCUUCUUAAGGGUAAUGUAAAAUCUUUUAUUUGACUUAUACUUUGUUGCAUUUUUUUAAAAGUUUGCUAGUUGAAACGUUUUUAUUUGAAUUUUUGAUUUGCAGGGAAUAUCGUUUAGACUCCUCUUGCUACCUUUUCCCGCUACACUUAUAAUUCUCAGAAUAACUGAAGAAUGUGGGGUUUGGAAAAUAGGGUUAUUCAUAGUGGUUAUUUCCCAAUUCCAAGACUAUGUUCAAGUCCCACCAGUUUCCAUUUGGCUUUCACUAGUAGUUCUAGGUGCAGGUCCUAAUUUUCAAAGCAAUUAAGUUUGUCAACACAACCCCCAAAUUUAACCCUCUUGCUGUGGUUCAUUUUCUCUUGGGCAAUGCAGAUCAGACACGCUGUGACAGAACAGAGGAGUGCUGAGGACAGUAUGUUCUGCUCUGGGAUGGUGGGGAGAAGCCAGAACUUCAGUCUUUGGUUGUCACCAGGAAAUGGUGCUAAGUCUUUGCAAACUGUUCCCUUCACAGAAUGUUUGAAAUUGGAAUAUGACUUUUUAAUUCUAAACCCUCCACCUCCAGCUUCCUAAAGAGAAAUCAUCUCCCAUGCAAUUCUGCAAGUGGGGGAAGCACCAGGCCCUUCGUGCAAAACACUGGAAACUUUGUCGCUGAUCUUAAAGAUGUUUUAAGGCUGUAGUAUGAAAACACUAAAAAUAAAACCGAGUCUGACAAGAA
Molecule: messenger RNA, 7822 nt
Organism: Taeniopygia guttata (zebra finch)
Lineage: Eukaryota; Metazoa; Chordata; Aves; Passeriformes; Estrildidae
Gene: HEATR3
Product: HEAT repeat containing 3
Biological process (GO): ribosomal large subunit biogenesis; protein import into nucleus
Source: RefSeq, a predicted model, not a curated record